Messenger RNA from Octodon degus (degu), 1071 nucleotides. RefSeq names its product POU domain, class 5, transcription factor 1-like. Lineage: Eukaryota; Metazoa; Chordata; Mammalia; Rodentia; Octodontidae. Gene Ontology annotation, biological process: regulation of transcription by RNA polymerase II. The record is from RefSeq and is a predicted model, not a curated record. Gene Ontology annotation, molecular function: RNA polymerase II cis-regulatory region sequence-specific DNA binding; DNA-binding transcription factor activity, RNA polymerase II-specific.
AUGGCCGGACACCUGGCUUCCGACUUUGCCUUCUCUGGAGGUGGCGAUGGCCCGGAAGAGGAGCCGGGCUGGGUUGACCCACAGACCUGCCUCGGCUUCCAAGGCCCUCCCGGGGGGCCAGGAGUGGGGCCGGGGGUCGGGCCAGGCCCCGAGGUGUGGGGUGUCCCUCCGUGCCGCCAGCCUUAUGAGUUCUGUGGAGGGGUGGCGGCGUGCUGUGGGCCUCAGGUUGGCAUGGGCCUGGCACCCCAAGGUGGCCUGGAGAGCACCCGGCCCGAGGACGAGGUGGGGGCCAGAGUAGAGAGCAGCUCAGAGGAGGCCUCCCCCGAGCCCUGCGCCACCCACCCUGGUGAGGUGAAGGUAGAGGAGAAGUUGGAGCCAAACCCCGAGGAGUCCCAGGACAUCAACUCCCUGCAGAAAGAACUGGAGCAGUUUGCCAAGCUGCUGAAGCAAAAGAGGAUCACCCUGGGGUACACUCAGGCCGAUGUGGGGCUCACUCUGGGUGCUAUCUUUGGGAAGGUGUUCAGUCAGACGACCAUCUGCCGCUUCGAAGCGCUGCAGCUCAGCUUCAAGAACAUGUGCAAGCUGCGGCCCCUGCUGCAGAGGUGGGUGGAGGAGGCUGACAACAACAACGAGAACCUGCAGGAGAGAUGCAAAACGGAAAGCCUCCUGCAGGCCCGCAAGAGAAAGCGGACAAGCAUUGAGAACCAAGUGAGAGGCAGCCUGGAGAACAUGUUCCUGCUGUGCCCGAAGCCCACGCUGCAGCAGAUCAGCCGCAUCGCGGAGCAGCUGGGGCUGGAGAAGGACGUGGUCCGAGUGUGGUUCUGUAACCGGCGCCAGAAGGGCAAGCGAUCGGGCAUUGACUAUUCCCAGCGAGAGGAGUAUGAGGCUGCGGGGUCCCCUUUCCCAGGGGCCCCUGUGUCCUUUCCUCUGGCCCCAGGGCACCACUUUGGCACCCCAGGCUAUGGAAGUCCCCCCUUCACCACGCUGUACUCCUCUGUCCCUUUCCCCGAGGGGGAAGCCUUUCCCCCGGUGCCUGUCCCCACCCUGGGCUCUCCCAUGCACUCAAACUGA